Molecule: messenger RNA, 1830 nt
Organism: Pseudogymnoascus destructans
Lineage: Eukaryota; Fungi; Ascomycota; Leotiomycetes; Thelebolales; Thelebolaceae
Exons: 4
Coding region: 1-1830 (609 amino acids)
Molecular function (GO): asparagine synthase (glutamine-hydrolyzing) activity
Source: RefSeq, a predicted model, not a curated record
AUGUGUGGCAUAUUUACUUCCAUUUCUAAAACUGAAGCUCCAAGCCCAAACCCUGAACUACUACAACGCCUCGCCAACAGGGGGCCGGACCUCUCCAAUACCUUAACCAUAGAUGGUGAUAUCGUCUCGCUGCUAUUUACAUCUACCGUGCUUUCUCUGCGUGGCGGCCACGUAACUGCGCAGCCACUUUCAACCACAAAAACCGGCUCGGUCUUGUGCUGGAAUGGAGAGGCCUGGAAAAUUGGCCACGAUGCGGUAGAGGGUAAUGAUGGGGAGGCAAUUAUUGGCCUCCUUGAUGCCAGUAUUACCUCAAGGUCUACGGCUGAUGAGUCUAUCAAUGGCGUCCUCGAUGUCCUGAGGACCAUAUCUGGUCCCUUUGCAUUCGUUUAUUAUGACAAAAUCCAUCGUCUUGUUUAUUUCGGGCGGGACUGCCUUGGGAGACGAUCGCUGUUGUACAAUUCCGAAGAUAUCUCGGAUGCUAUCCAGUUUUCUAGUAUUGCGGACCCAACGAGCAGUUCUUGGAAAGAAGUUGAGGCAGAUGGGAUCUAUGUGGCCGCGCUUGAUAGAGCAUCUAUAACCCCAGGUUUAGCUUUACUAGAGGAAUCAUCCGUGGGAAACAAACACUUUCCUUGCUACAGAUGCCCAUGGCCAAGUGACAACCAGGGUGCUACUCCUUCGCUUUCUCUCGGUGUUCUUAACCAAGUAGUCCCCACGACGCUGUGGUCUCUAAAUAUGUUAUCCGAAUCUGUCAGGCAACUUGAGCAGCAUAUGAUACAAUCAUUGCGGCUACGCUUGCUGAAUAUUCCUGAUCCUCCGCGUUCUGAGGGUCCAGCCAAGGUCAAGCUGGCCAUACUAUUCUCUGGCGGUCUGGACUGUGCAGUCCUUGCACGCAUGGCGCAUGAUAUACUGCAAUUGGAAGAGCAGAUAGAUCUCCUUAAUGUGGCCUUCGAGAACCCACGGGUUGUUUUGGCAUCAAAGCAACCUCCAAAAGUGAAGCUACAGCGAAAAGCUCGGCAAGGACGAGACAAGCUAGAUAUUCAUGGCGAGGCUGUAGCCAAAGAAGAUCCAUUAGGCGAUACCCUACCCGUUGUCUGUCCGCCUGUUGGGGUGGACAGCCCAUUUGAAGCGUGUCCAGAUAGAAUGACUGGGAGAAGUGCGCUCAAGGAGCUGAGACAAGUCUGUCCGGGGCGGAAAUGGAACUUCGUAGAGGCUAAUAUACCAUACGAAGAAUUCUUAGCUCAUAGAAGUAAAGUCGUAUCUCUUAUAUACCCACACAACACAGAAAUGGACCUAUCUAUAGCAGGUGCAUUGUAUUUUGCAUCUCGAGGAUCUGGGAAAGCAUCCAUUGACGACAGUAUUCCUGCAACCGACUAUACAACAGAAGCUCGAGUUCUUUUGUCGGGUUUGGGCGCAGACGAGCUCUUUGGAGGUUAUACCCGACAUGCCACAGCAUUUUCUAGGCGCGGAUUCGAAGGGUUAAUUGAAGAGCUGGACCUAGAUGUGGGUAGACUGGGAAAGCGAAACCUAGGGAGAGAUGAUCGGGCCAUCUCAAACUGGGGUCGAGAAGCCCGCUUUCCGUAUCUUGACGAGGAUCUCGUGAGAUGGUCACUGGCGUGUCCUGUGUGGGAUAAAUGUGGGUUUGGUGGCUCAAAUGAGGCAUUGGACACCGGUGGACCGGCAUUGGAGCCAGGGAAGAAAGUACUUCGUCUCCUCGCAUGGAAGUUGGGAAUGCACUCUGUGUCCCAGGAGAAGAAACGCGCGAUCCAAUUCGGAGCACGAACUGCGAAGAUGGAGACGGGACGCAGUAAAGGAACGACUUUACUCUCAUGA